This is a messenger RNA of Serendipita indica DSM 11827, 2256 nucleotides long. The record is from the annotation of a GenBank genome assembly. Lineage: Eukaryota; Fungi; Basidiomycota; Agaricomycetes; Sebacinales; Serendipitaceae.
AUGUCUUGCUGUGGAGAAUCGCGCAGUGACGCGCAAAAAGCUCAACAGAAUCAAGCGGGACUGCAACAGGGACAAUUUCAGUACAAUCCAAAUGCUCCUCCAAUCACGCAGCAGCCUGGGAUGCACCCGCAACCGACCAUGAAUCAAUAUCCCAACCAGCAGACACCGGGCGCAUUUCCAAACCAGUUCGGAGCUGCAAAUAUGCCUGGUCAAGCCUGGAAUCCGCAUAUGAGCAUGAGUGGAUACCCACAGCAAGUGCCCAUGGCUGGCCAUCAACAGCAGCCCUCUGGCCAGUGGGGAGCGUCUCCUGCGCCAGGACCAACACCUCCACCGAAAGCUGCAACCCAUGGCUCAGGCACAUACACUCCACUUUUGGAUCCAAAUAUCGUCAGACCAUCACCAGUACAUAUACAAGAUGCACGUACGAAUAGUACUAGCCCGCCAUUGACCGCCAGCGGGACUAGUGGAUGGCAAUCUGCACAAAAUAGCGCAUUCAACGGUCCGAUGGCGGUUCCUGGAGCUCCGCCAAUGAACCAAGACGAGGGCAAGCUCUCCAUCGCGAUUGACUUUGGCACAACGUUCUCCGGUGUCGCCUACGGCUCCUCUCGGAUCGCAGCCGGCACUGUCCAGCAAAUUCUCCAUUGGCCAGGGUCAUUCGAAACAUUCCGCAAGAUACCAACGUGUCUCUUGUUCAAGCUAUUCCUAGAGCCCAAGGCUCUUCGUGACGAUGCCGAAGUUGAUCCUAGACUUCCUCGAUUGCCCGUGCGUAUCUCCUUGUCCUCUCCGACGACCGCCUUGCUCAAGUACCUUCGUUUACCCACGCGUGAUUCUCCUGGAAAAAAACCAAUCGAUGCCAUUAUCGACUUCUUGUCGGCCCUGUGGGACUAUGCAAAGGAACAGAUCACCCGAGAGAUUGGGAGUGUCGCAGACUUGAACAGUGCCGACGUCUGGUUCACGGUUCCAGCCGCAUGGGAUGCAAAGGGCUGCAGCAUUAUGCGAGAAGCCGCAAUUACGGCCGGCCUCGUCCAGAGCGCACGGGCUGGAGACAGGAACUGGCGCGACCGUCUUAGGAUCAUUACCGAACCCGAGGCUGCCGCCGUUCAUUGUGCCCAUCUCACCAAUUUGCACCAUCUCAAGCCUGGACAAAACUUUAUGAUUUGCGACGCGGGAGGUGGCACAGUCGAUCUCGCAGUUUACCGCACGAUUGGCCAGCUCCAGAACUUGGAGAUUGCGGAGGUUUGCGCGCGGAGUGGUGCGAAUUGUGGAAGUAUCUUCCUGGAUCUUCGCUUCCGGGAGCUAGUCAAAACCCUGCUGGCAGAUCACCCUGCGCACCUUGAUAAUGCCAGUUUGGCAUAUUUCAUGCAUUCUUUCAGCGAGACGGACAAGAUCACGUACGAAGGGGAAUCCCAAGAUGGUAAGAGGGCCUUGAUCGCCGUCUCGGGUGGCGCCUUUCCAGAAAUGAUGUUCCACUUUACAUGCUUCAACGUUGAGGAUCCAGAUGAUCCUUCUGUGGGACUCUUCAAUGGCGAACUCUCGAUCCCGGGCAAUCUUUUGAGACGAGAGGUUUUCGACCCAGUAAUCAACGAGGUGUUGCAACUUAUCGAAGACCAACUCAAACGCACGGAACAAGUCGUGGACGCACUCAUGUUGGUCGCCCCAAUCUGUGGUUUAGAGUCUGACCCUGAUAUCCGUCCAUUGGGCCACGACUUCUCGACUUCGAUGAUCGAUGCCGCAACCCUGACUGUUCAUCUAUGUGCACCAAAUGUCCUGACAAUGGAGCGGUUUGGAACACGAAUCAAAGUGAUUGCCAGGCCGUCGGAUGCAGACACGGCGACCCUACGAGGGGCAGCUCAGUAUGGUCUGGCUCGCCGACCUCUUGUCUCAAGUGUCGUCGCGCCUCGGGCGUACAUCAUGCGUGUCAAGCUGCCAGCCGAACACGAAGACUAUAUGAAAAGACCCGCCUAUAUCCAUAACAACCCGUCGGGGGUUCCUAUUUGCGAAAACAGGCUAAAAUAUCUCGUUCACAAGGGAGCUAUUAUCCGCAAGGGCCAGAUGAUUCGCGCGCCUUUUUGCAAAUAUUCUGCGAAUGCAGCAGAUCGGAUGUUUGUGGCAGUCCUCUAUACAUCCGAAGUCGACAGGGAGAUGCGGUAUACAGAUGAAGGCGAAACGACCGAGCUUUGCAAGUGGACGGUGGAUCUGGGCACGCUGCCGACGUUCCAGAACGCACCGCCAAACCAAGGAUUCUACACGGUUUGA